GUGCGCGUCCGCGCCGCGAGACAGUGAGGCGGGGGGAGCUCGAGAGCCGAGCGGAGCCAGUUGACUGAAAUAGCUGUGAUGGCCACCCUUGAGAAAUGCCCAGACCUGAGGUUCCAGCAGACGAGUCCAACAGACUCUAAUACAGGUCAAAAGAGCUGUUCUUUGGAGACCGACUGGAAAACCCCAACUCUGUCUGUGAAGUUCCAGAGUCGCUUUGGUCACUGUUCAAGUAUGGCUGACAGUGGGGAUACAGCAAUCGGGACCUCCUGCUCAGACAGCACAGAGGAAUUUUGGAAUUCCAGUAGCAGUUCCUCGUUUCAGCCCAUCAAAACCCAAGUGACCAUCCCCACAGCCCAUGUCAUGCCUUCUACGUUGGGUACGUCACCCUCCACGCUCUACUCAACAGGUGAGCCGAGCUCUUUGCAGAAUGCCCCAGUUUCAUCCAAACCAGCCGUACCAAGAUCGUCCACUGAAAAUGGAGGGCUGACAAGAAGUGGAGGUUUUACUGCUGUGAAAUCCUCUCAAGUGGAUCUCUUGCAUCUCUACGGGACGUCUGGGGGAAAUGGUUUUGAGCAGUCCUGGUUUCCUAUUUCUGAUCAUCUGAGAGCGGAAGACACUCGAAAAUUUGACACUCCUGCCAUUGAGCCUACCCUUAAUCAAUCUGUUUUGCUGGAUACGCUGCACGCUGACCCAGCCCACAAGUUCCAGGAUCCAAGCUUGAUUUCCACUUACAAAGUGCUGCCAGAGACUAAACCAGCAACAGGGGCCAGUGAAGCCUGUGAGCAACGAAAUGGUACUUGGCCCACUGGGAGCAGACUGCCAUUGGGAUUUCAGCCCAAUAACAUCUUUUCGAAACCAAUGGCGGCUCAGUCUCAGGUGUGGAGGCAGGAGCCUUGCACUUUGCAUCCACAUCAGAGGGCCUGUGAACUCAGUGCUUGGAGGCAGCAGCUGGACAACAUACGGUUGCAAGUAGAACAGAUGCAGUUACAAAAUGGAGCGGCUUGCCACCAGCCUUCAAUGUAUGCUACUUCACUGCACUCCACUGAUCCAGCCCAAUGGGUCAGUAUCCUGAACACCAGUGAGAAUCUACUUAAGGAAAAAGAGAUCCUCAUUGACAGGCAGAGGCAGCACAUCUCCCAGUUGGAGCAGAAAGUGCGUGAGAGUGAGCUGCAGGUUCACAGUGCUCUUCUUAGCUGUGCUGCCCCCUAUGGAGAUAUUUGCAUGUUGAGAAUGCAGGAGCUGCAGCGGGAGAACUCGUUCCUGCGAGCACAGUUUACUGAGAAGACUGAAUCCCUCAGUAAGGAAAAGAUUGAACUGGAGAAGAAGCUGGCUGCUUCAGAGGUGGAUGCGAAACUGAUUCGGGAGACACUGAAGGAGACCGUGCAGAAACAUGUAGAAGAAUUGAAGAAACAAGAAGAGAGGGUAAAGGGAAGAGACAAACAUAUUAACAGUCUGAAAAAGAAAUGCCAAAAGGAGUCUGAGCAAAACCGGGAGAGACAGCAGAGAAUUGAGACCCUGGAGCGCUACCUGGCUGAUCUGCCAACAUUGGAGGAUCAUCAGAAACAGAAUCAGCAGUUAAAGGAAUCGGAACUGAAGAGUUCUGCUCUGCAGGAAACCGUGACGGCGCUGAAAAGAGAGCUUGGAGAUGUCCGGGCUGCCUGCAGAGAGCAGGAGAUGCAGCUAGAAACACAAAAACGCAAAGAACUGGAGUUGCUUUCCACUGUUCACAGCUUGCAGGACAGAGUGCAGCAGUGUGUGAAGAGUGCAGGCAGAGGGUCACCUGUCCAGGAGGUGGAGAAACAGAAAUCAGAAAAUGAUUCUCUGCAGAAAGACUGUGAUUGUCUCAGGAAGAUUGUGGACAAACAGCAGAAGAAGAUGGAGCAGUUGUCUUCACGAAUAAAGAGCCUGGAAGAACAGGUGUCUCAGGAAGAGGGGACAAGUCAGGCUCUGAAGGAGGAGGCGACGCGAAGAGAAAACUCACUGCAGCAGCUACGCACUGCCGUGAAAGAGCUUUCAGUGCAGAACCAGGAUCUGAUUGAGAAGAAUUUGACCCUACAGGAGCACCUCCAGCAGGUAGAGUUGAACCAACCGCUUCCUGUCGGGACAGCACAUCUCGCCCAUGAGUUACACAGUGAACUGGCCAGCUGUCUACAGGAUUUGCAGUCUGUCUACAGCAUUGUGACUCAAAGAGCACAAGGCAAGGAUCCCAACCUUUCCCUGCUCCUGGGCAUUCACUCUGUGCAAUCUUCAGUUAAGGAGAAGGAUGACUUGCUGAACCCAGACGUGCUUGCAAAGAAACUGAUGGAGGCGAAACAGCUUCACAAAGAGAUCGAGGACUUACGGACUGCAAUAUCUGACAGAUAUGCACAGGAUAUGGGGGACAACUGCAUCACGCAGUGA
This is a messenger RNA of Emys orbicularis (European pond turtle), 2400 nucleotides long. RefSeq names its product centrosomal protein 85 (gene CEP85). The transcript is spliced from 14 exons. The record is from RefSeq and is a predicted model, not a curated record. Gene Ontology annotation, cellular component: centrosome. The coding region runs from base 79 to 2400 and encodes 773 amino acids. NCBI's taxonomy places the organism in Eukaryota, Metazoa, Chordata, Testudines, Emydidae.